AUGAAAGCUGAUUAUGAAAAGCACGACGCUAUUCUGAUCGCUUGUUGCAUGAUGCAGAUCAAGGCCAAGUUUGAUACUGAUGAAGGUCUGAACUUCAUUCAACAGUAUUACAUCAAUCAAGGACUGAAGAAGGUUGGUGAUGAUGGAAAGGAUGCUGUGGAUAAGGAAUUGAGACAAAUGCUCCUGAGAGAUUGUUUCACUCCCAAAUUUGUUAAAGACAUGACCGCGUCUGAGCAAAAGAAGGCCCAAUCAACGAUGAUGUUACUUGCGGAGAAGCAAUUUGAAAAGACAAUUAAAGGUCGCCUAGUAUACCGAGGCAAUGGAAUAGAAAAAAUUAUUUCAGAAACGAAACAACACGCAAUCCGGCGGAACCAACCAGUCUGCCUCGCGUAG
This is a messenger RNA of Cylindrotheca closterium, 393 nucleotides long. Lineage: Eukaryota; Bacillariophyta; Bacillariophyceae; Bacillariales; Bacillariaceae. The record is from the annotation of a GenBank genome assembly.